AUGGCAUCCCACGCUGCCAUGCUUCUCGAUCCUCGAGCGUACAAAAAAAAGCUACAAAAGAAUGGAACAGGCCAGCAGGGGACCAGCAACCAGCAGCGCAGUCCCGCUCCUCCCAUCGCGCCGCCAGGAACUUCAUCUGUCGCCCACCGUUUACUGAGCCCGCAGCGCCCUCGAGCCGCACAGCGCCCCCACUCAAAUCCUCGAUCGCAGAACCCUUCCUCCGGCGGAUCGACUAGCACAACUUCCUCCCCACGGACUCAAGGCCAAAUGACACCCGAUAUCGAUUUUCAGUUUGCGAAUACCUCGGGCUUAGAGAUCGGCGACGGAAAGCGUAGCAUGGAUCUGAUUGAGGUGGAUGAUGACGUCGUCUUGAGACACAACAACCUCAUCGAGGAUAUGUACGGGGUUCAGCGACGGACCGGGAUACCCUAUAAGCGGUUGAAGGCGGACAACGAUACAACUCGGAAAACCUCUAUGGGACCAAUAUCGGGCAAUACUGGGCUUGGGGAGUACAUGAAGGAAGACGACGGGGAAAAGUCAAGUUCCACAGCAGUCACCCCGGAUGUUGUGGACCUGACACUUGACCCGACGGGAAGCAACGACGAUGACGACCUUCAGGUCACCGGCUCGAACAAUCUCAGCGUGCAGCGAGUGUGCUAUGGGAAACUAGAAAAUGCAAUGAUUCAGGCAACGCUGGUCCCUAAGCCAGAUCCGAAGACACAAUCUAUCUUCGGUGACUCCGCCCACGACUGGCCGUCAAUAAGGCUUGGAGUGCACCGACAGGCGGGCCAGGGAAAUAAUCGUAUCGAUGUUUCAGACCCGCAUGGGAAGAUGUUCGGUGCUGUUGAUGCGAAAACCGCUGCUGUGAUCGUGCCGCUCCUCGACUCGCCGGCAAUGAAGGUCGAUAUCACCGCUCGACUGGACGUGCGGAAAAAGAUGCCGUUCGAAGUCCCUUGGACCCCGUGUUCCGCACUUUACAGGGCGUCUAUAAAUCUGUACGGCCUUCGUCAAGAUGUUGAGCGAGUUGGCAACCACCUUGGGCAAAACAAUGUGUGGCUUGCAACGCCCUUCUCAGUAGAACAAGGAGUCCCUGUUUUCAACCCUCACGCCGAGAGACGUCGCCUUCAGCCGUCCUGGGCGCCAGCAGGGCUCCAGAGGAAUCGGCCUGCGCCGCAAUAUGAAGUCCGGUCCACCGAGGAGGUUACCGAUGCGGUUAUGAAAAUGUUUGAUCAGCUUCAAAGCGCCGACAAUCUUCCUGAAAUGGAGCCUCCUUCUCUUGUCUUGACGCCUCUACUCCGCCACCAAAAGCAGGCACUUUGGUUUAUGACGGAAAAAGAAAACCCGCGAAAGUUCGGACCCAAUGAGGAAGACAACAACUCUCUAUGGAGGGUGCAAUAUCGACCAAACGGAGCGCAGCAAUUUAGGGAGAUCAUCAGUGGUACAUUGAUGGACCAGGAGCCGCCCCAGAGCUUUGGCGGCCUUUUGGCGGACAUGAUGGGUCUCGGAAAGACAUUGAGUAUCCUGUCUUUGGUAGUUUCAUCACUUACCGCGGCGCGGCAAUGGGCAAGCAUGAUACCGCCUCCUGAGCUCGUUCGUGACCAACCAGGGAUUCGGAACACGAAGACAACUCUCAUGGUGGUGCCGCUGAGCACAGUCAACAAUUGGGUCACGCAGAUAAAGGAACAUCUACAAACCGAUGCGCUUUCGUACUACGUUUUCCACGGGUCCGCCAGGACCAAUAAUGUCGACGAACUGUCCAAGUACGACUUGGUUAUCACGACGUAUAGCAUCGUUCUGAGUGAGCUCCAGAGCCGCAGCUCGAAGCGAGCGGGUCUGAGCCCGUUGCUGAAGAUGAACAUGUUCCGCAUAGUCCUGGACGAAGCCCAUACAAUCCGGGAGCAAAAUGCAGCCCAGACCAAGGCAAUCUUUAGGCUUCAAUCGCAGCGACGCUGGUCUGUUACGGGAACGCCGAUACAAAACCGGCUCGACGACCUCUUUUCGGUCACCAAAUUCAUAGGCCUGUGCCCGUACGAUAACCGGAACCUAUUCAAUUUGCAUAUACUUAGCCGGUUCAAGACAGGUGACGCAUCCGUCCUUGCUAGUUUGCGCGUGCUGGUCGACUCAUUCACCCUCCGGCGGGUCAAGGACAAGAUCGACCUCCCCACGCGCCAUGAUAAGAUUAUAAUGCUAGAAUUUACCGAAUCCGAGCGCCAUCUGCACGAGUUUUUCCGCAAGGAAUCGAACGUUAUGAUGCGAGUUAUUGCGGGAGAGGACAAGAAUAAGAUGAAGGGUCGAAUGUAUCAUCACAUACUGAAGGCGAUGAUGAUUCUUCGGCAGAUCAGUGCACACGGCAAAGAGCUCUUGGACAACGAGGAGAGGGCACGAAUCAAGGGAAUGAGUGCGCAGGAUGCUAUUGAUCUUGAAGAGGGAGCCAGCGAGGGUGCGGGGGCAGCGGACAAGAAGGCAUAUGAGAUGUUCACUCUCAUGCAGGAGUCAUCCGCCGACACGUGUGCCGUUUGCAGCAAACGUCUAGAGGAACCUAAUGUGGAAACCAACGGAGCAGCGACUCCAAGCAAGUCAGCACCGAUUGCAAUCAUACUACCUUGCUUUGAUGUCUUAUGUCCGGACUGCUUUUCUGGCUCACGGCAAGAAUUUGAAAGGACUGGAUCCCACGAUAUCAAGUGCAGUGUCUGCGAUGGCUGGAUUCCCGCAUUGUACUCAACAAUUACGACAGCCGGCCUCCAGGACUACCUGAACCAACAAGCCUACUCUAAGCAAAGCCGCAAGCAGGCCAAAACACUCGGUGAAUAUGAAGGCCCACACACGAAGACGAGAGCCCUCAUUUCUCAUCUUCUGGACACAGCUGAAGAAAGCUCAAAGCUUCCGGCCGGCGAACCCCCGAUCAAAAGCGUGGUCUUCUCCGCAUGGACUUCCCACCUUGACCUUAUCGAAAUCGCGCUUCGAGACAACGGCCUGACGAGCUUCACCAGACUCGACGGAACCAUGACUCUAGCGGCACGGAACAAGGCCCUAGACAGCUUCCGCGAUGACAACAGCAUCACUAUUUUACUUGCAACUAUUGGUGCCGGCGGUGUAGGCCUCAAUCUCACGGCUGCAUCGCACGUCUAUAUCAUGGAGCCGCAGUAUAAUCCGGCUGCUGUGGCACAGGCCAUAGACCGAGUUCACCGUCUCGGACAGACUAGGGAGGUCACAACCGUGCAAUUCCUCAUGAAAGAAAGCAUUGAAGAGAAGAUCUUCGAGCUCGCAAAGAAGAAACAGCAGCUGGCUGAUAUGAGCCUGAGCCGGGGAAAGCUCGAUAAAGCAGAGGUGCAGGAGAAGAGGAUGCGGGAGUACCGCGGGUUAUUCAAGUGA
This is a messenger RNA of Aspergillus calidoustus, 3372 nucleotides long. The record is from the annotation of a GenBank genome assembly. Lineage: Eukaryota; Fungi; Ascomycota; Eurotiomycetes; Eurotiales; Aspergillaceae.